Molecule: messenger RNA, 1545 nt
Organism: Rhodofomes roseus
Lineage: Eukaryota; Fungi; Basidiomycota; Agaricomycetes; Polyporales; Fomitopsidaceae
Product: dihydroorotate dehydrogenase
Exons: 6
Coding region: 1-1545 (514 amino acids)
Biological process (GO): 'de novo' pyrimidine nucleobase biosynthetic process; pyrimidine ribonucleotide biosynthetic process
Cellular component (GO): mitochondrial inner membrane; cytoplasm
Molecular function (GO): dihydroorotate dehydrogenase activity
Source: RefSeq, a predicted model, not a curated record
AUGGCGUCUCUCCGGCUGCUGCCACGUCGCGCUCUGAGGCGCGACCCCCGUCUCGUCGAACGACACCCGACGACUUCAAUCCGCCAUGCGUCUACGAGCUCGCCAGCGGCAACCUCAGGACUGUUUUCACUGCGCUCAGGCAUCUAUGCUUCCGUCUUUGUCGUCUCUACAGGCCUCUUCGUCGCCUACUAUGUCGACUCUCGUGCCGCCAUGCACCGCUAUGUCGUAAUGCCUGUGCUGAGGACUCUGCUGGAUGCGGAAACGAGCCACAAGCUCGCGCUCAGGGUGCUCGGAAGUGGGCUGGCACCUCGGGAUACGCAGAAGGAUGACGAGCGGUUAAGAACGAGCCUCUGGGGAGAGGAACUGAGUAAUCCGCUUGGCAUGGCAGCAGGCUUCGACAAGGAUGGGGAAGCGACAGAUGGCCUAUUCAACCUCGGGUUCAGCUGGGUCGAGAUUGGUAGCGUGACGCCGAGACCGCAGCCAGGUAAUCCCAAACCGCGAGUCUUCCGGCUCCCCUCGGAUGAAGCCAUAAUCAACCGCUAUGGGUUCCCCUCGGACGGACACACUGCCGUCUUAGCACGCCUGCGAGCCCGUCUACCCCUGUUCCAAGACCCAGAUGCAGCCGCCGCACAACACGCGUCGCUCCGUCCGGACGCAUUGCUCGCCGUCAACCUUGGGAAGAAUAAGUCGUCACCUGCCGACUCCAUUGACGACUUCGUGCAAGGAGUGCACAUGUUCGGGCCAUAUGCGGACGUGCUAGUCAUCAACGUAUCAAGUCCAAACACCCCCGGUCUUCGAUCUCUCCAAACGCGGGCGCUUCUCGAACGCUUGCUCGACGGCGUGGGUCGUGCCCGGGACGAACUUCUCGUGCCUUCCGAGGCCAGCGGAACAACCGCUUCCACGGGAACUACGAAGCCGAAGCUGGUGCUGAAGAUCGCCCCUGAUUUGGAUGAGGCGGAACUGGCGGCCAUUGCAGGAGCCGUACGCUCCAGUGGGGUGGACGGCGUCAUCGUGAGCAACACCACUAUUCGUCGUCCGAAGGAACUGGGUGACCCGAACAAAGACGAGGUCGGCGGGCUGUCAGGGCCGCCCUUGAAGCCAUACACGCUCGCGACUCUCCGGACCUUGCGCGCGCUCUUGCCAGAGUCCGUGCCGCUGAUCGGGUGCGGCGGGAUCUCGUCCGGCGCGGAUGCCCUCGACUACGCCAGGGCGGGCGCGGCAGCCGUCCAGGUGUACACACGGUUUGCGUACGAGGGCGUCGGCACGUGCCGGCGCAUCAAGGACGAGCUCGCGGAGGCCCUAGCGCGCGAGGGCACGACGUGGGCGGGGGUCGUGCGGCGCGCGGUGGGCGAGCGGGGCGUGCAGAGCGCGGCGGGGCCGGCGGACGAGGGCGGGGCACUGGAGCAGCUCCGGAGAGAGGCGGAGGAGCUGAUGCGCGUGGCGGACGAGCUGGGGAGGCGCAUGGAGGCGGAGGCGGCGCAGGGUGAGACGCAGGGGGUGGGAGCAGAUGAUGGCUCGAAGGCGGUGCUGCCUGCGUUGUCGUAG